GUCAGUCGCCUUGGAUUUGGCGUGGCCCGGGAUCAGCGAGCGUGCCCAACUCCCUAUCCGCCCCAACGCCAGGCGAGGGGCGACGCCUCGAGGUAAAAUCUAGGAGGUGCGGGAGGCUAACUGCGUAGGCCCUGUUGAGAAUCCUGAGGCUCUCGGCGGCGCAGGAGCGGAGGCGAUGGCGGAGGAGCAGGAAUGUGAUUUCAAGAAGUCAUGUGCCGACUCUGAGGCAGCGGCGGCUGCAGAACCUCUGGGAUCCCCUUCGGAGACCACCGCCGUCGCCGCAGAGUCGCCGGAGCUCGAGAACUACAGUAGCAAGUGCGUGUUCUGCCGGAUCGCGGCGCAGCAGGAUCCCAGCACUGAACUCCUGUACUGUGAGAAUGAAGACCUAGUUUGCUUCAAAGAUAUCAAGCCAGCAGCACCUCAUCAUUAUCUUGUGGUGCCAAAGGUGCAUAUUGGAAACUGCAGAUAUCUAAAGAAAGAUCAGAUAGAACUGGAAUGGAUAAAGAAGAUGUGGUACAUAUAUACAAUGGACUAUUACUCAGCCAUAAAAAGGAACGGAAUUGUGCCAUUUGCAGAGACGUGGAUGGACCUAGAGACUGUCAUACAGAGUGAAGUAAGUCAGUAAGAGAAAAACAAAUAGCGUAUAAUAUCACUUAUAUGCGGAAUCUAGAAAAAUGAUACAGAUGAACUUAUUUGCAAAACAAAAAUAGAGAUGCACACAUAGAGAACAAACAUAUGGAUACCAAGGGGGCAAUGGGGAGGUGGAAUGAGUUGGGAGAUUAGGAUUGACAUAUAUACACUACUAUGUAUAAAAUUGAUAACUAAUGAGAACCUACUGUAUAUCACAGGGAACUCUACUCAGUGCUCUGUGGUAACCUAAAUGGGAAGGAAAUCCAAAAAAGAGGGAAUAUAUGUAUACAUAUAGCUGAUUCACUUUGCUGUACAGCAGAAACUAACAUAACAUUGUAAAGCAACUAUACUCCAAUAAAAAUUAAUUUUAAAAAAGUUAUAAACAAAUAAGUUAUAGUAUGGCAUAUGAGUACAUAUUACCUGAGAGUGAGACCAUAUUGGUACCUGCCUUGUAGUUUCCUGCCUUGUAAUUUCCUGUAUAGAUGAAGUAGGACCAAAGUUUAAUUAUGAGAUUUUAGUGAUGAACUUUUAGCCUCUGAAAAAGAGAUUCUGAAAUCUUGUCUCUUACAGGAUUAUCCUGUAUUUUCCUAUACAUGAUUUCUGUGACUUGUCAGCUACGGUUUACUAAGACAUUGCUAAGUUUACUUCAAACCUGCUUCAAUAGCCAUUGUCAUCAGGGUCUGGGAUGUUUGGUCAAUACUUUAAGGUAGCUGGCAAGAUAGAUAAGUUGGGCCAGAUUUUUGAAGGUGACUAAGAAAUCUCUUUGAUGAAAACCUCGAUAUGUGGUUUAUUAGUGUUUAGACUACUGAAUUACCAGUUUUUAAACUGUUUUUUCGAGGUAUUGUGAAAUUCCUUAGUCAUCUUCAGUUCUAUCAGUAUGUUUCAUGCUCCUUCCAACAGACAGAGGCCAAUAUACGUGCAGUAUUUAGUACUAGGCAACAGCCACCAGCCUUAAGUAUUUCCUUUUAUACUGUUUUUCUUAAGGAGGGAGAAAUGUGUUUAUGCUUGCUUUUCUUUUUCUAGUAUUUCUUUUCUUGUUAAAAGUUUUUAUAACAGUUGCAAAUCAAAUGUUACUAAUUUUGAAGCAGCAUGGUGGGUGUUUGGGAUUUCAUUAUAUGUACUGUUUUUACUGAUUUUGUGUAUAUUUGAAUAUUUCCAUAAUAAAACUUUAAAAGUCCUUGAAAUUAAUAUUUUUACACAGUCUAUAAAGUUGGAAAAAUAAUAAACAUAUGGAAGAGCUUAAUAAUACUAUCAAGCACUGUGACUAUAAUUGACAUUAAUAGAACUUCACCUAACUAUAGAAUAUACAUUUUGUUAUGAGCACAUGUUCACCAAGAUAGUCCAUAUUCUGGACAAUAAAAUAAGUCUCAAUACAUUUCAGAUGAUCAAAAUCUUAUAAAAUACAUUGUCUGAUGACCAUGGAAUUAAAAUAAAUAAUAAAAUCUAGAAUAGCACUAAAUAUUUUUAAGUUAAAACACUUUUAAGUAACUUCUAAAUAAAUAGGUAAAAAAGACAGUAUUUUGAACUGAUUGGUAAUAAAAAUACAACAUAACAAAAUUUGUAGAAUGUAGCUGAAGAAGUGCCUAGAGGGAAAUUUAUAGCUUUAAGUGCUUACAUUAGAAAAGGAGGUACAAAACCAAUGACCUAAGUUUCCAGUUUAGGAUGCUAGAAAGAGGCAAGCAAAUCAGAUCAAAAUAAAGUAUAAAGAAGGAAA
Messenger RNA from Orcinus orca (killer whale), 2344 nucleotides. RefSeq names its product histidine triad nucleotide binding protein 3 (gene HINT3). Gene Ontology annotation, molecular function: catalytic activity. NCBI's taxonomy places the organism in Eukaryota, Metazoa, Chordata, Mammalia, Artiodactyla, Delphinidae. The coding region runs from base 176 to 625 and encodes 149 amino acids. The record is from RefSeq and is a predicted model, not a curated record. The transcript is spliced from 3 exons.